Molecule: messenger RNA, 1486 nt
Organism: Betta splendens (Siamese fighting fish)
Lineage: Eukaryota; Metazoa; Chordata; Actinopteri; Anabantiformes; Osphronemidae
Product: adenylate kinase 8-like
Exons: 8
Coding region: 297-911 (204 amino acids)
Biological process (GO): nucleoside triphosphate biosynthetic process
Cellular component (GO): cytoplasm
Molecular function (GO): ATP binding; nucleoside diphosphate kinase activity; AMP kinase activity
Source: RefSeq, a predicted model, not a curated record
UUAAUUUGCUGCUUUUUAUUAUGCGUUCUAAUCAAACAAGCAUCACACGCACCACCGACUCUGUUGGCGGCGUUGCUAGGCGACGCCUCUGCCCGUGCUCCUCCUACAGGUUCCCUAGUAACCGUGCGACGCAUCAUAGCAACCGGACCCUGAAGCGGCGCGUCAGCAGGUUCUAUUUUUAGGUGAUAUUUCGUUUUGUUUCCUCUUGCAGCGUCAUGUAGCUCAUGUUUGUGUCUUUUCUGCUUCUGGCGUUUUACACAGUUCUGAACAAAUGAACAGGCGGGCAUCUUGUCCUGAUGGAUGACACAGUGAAACCUCUGAGGAUUCCUCCUCAAAUGUCGGUUUACGCCGACAGACACAACAUCUUCCACCUGGUGCAGAGCCUGGUGUCCAGUCUGGUGGUGGAGCAGCCUGAUGAUCCCGUCUCCCACCUGGUCAGUGUGCUGCGAAGGAGCAGUGUGGACAUUGCCAGGGUGCUGCUGCUUGGUCCUCCUGCUGCUGGUAAACACACUGUGGCCAGAAAGCUGAGCGCUGAGCUGAGAGCUGUCCAUGUCACUGUGGACUGUUUACUGCAGGACCAGUCUGAUCUGGGAGUGCAGGCGUGUCACUACACACUCAAAGGACAGGAGCUUCCUGCGGCGCUGCUGGUCAGACUACUUCAAAACAGGCUGAGUGAGGUCGAUGGCUUCAACAGGGGCUGGCUGCUGGAGGGAAUCCCUCAGUCUCGUCUGCAGGCUCUUAGUCUGCAGAGGGCCGGAGUCCUCCCUGAGCAUGUUGUAAUGCUGGACGCUCCUGAUGACGUGCUGCUGAAGAGGAAUCAGGGAAAAACUGGUGGACCCGCUGGACUGGAGGUGAGUCCCGUUUAUUUCUGCUGCUCUGCUGAGUUGGGCUUCCACUGCAGUGAAGUCUAACUAAAUGUUGUGAUCACCACUUAUACCCUCUGGAGACGUGUACCACCAGGCCUUUCUCUGGCCGCGGGAACACAGCGUUGCUGAGCGUCUGGAGAAAAGGGGCCUGUCAGAUGACCAGCAUUUGGCUGAGCUAAAUCGUUACCGCUGUGAGGUCACAGUUUGACUUUGGCCUAUCGGCACAUUUUGAAGAUCGUCAGCAGUGACCAACCACAUGACGAUGUCUAUGGCCAAGGUAAAGACAUGAGGGCAGACAGUAGUAGGGUCGUGCUGAGUGAUAGGUUGCUGUUCUCUUGCAACUUAAAUGAUAAGCUACAAUUACACUGUGUUUCUGCUGUAGACUUAAUCUCAAACUGUUGUCGUUCCAUCCAACUGUCCAUCAAAAUGUUCCUUAACUAAUUAUGUAUUAUUAUAUAAUUAUCUAUAAUCUGACUGAAAAUGUGUUUGCUCCCAGUGCUGGCGUUUGUUCGGACUCGUUGUUAUUCCAGAACUCCCAGAAUCCUUCUGUUAGGUCCACCUGGGUCAGGGAAGAGUCACCAAGCCAGACUGCUGUCAGAAAAAUACAAGAUGGUGGACGG